Molecule: messenger RNA, 867 nt
Organism: Linnemannia hyalina
Lineage: Eukaryota; Fungi; Mortierellomycota; Mortierellomycetes; Mortierellales; Mortierellaceae
Source: the annotation of a GenBank genome assembly
AUGUCCGUCCUCUCCAGAGAACAACCUGAGUAUGUUGGCGUCUGUGUCCGUCGAUCUAUUGGACGCCCUGAAAUCCGCAACCUCGACUUCCUCCUCCUCCUCGAUGAAUUUUCCGUCCCCCAAAACGGUGGCUUCCCAGAUCACCUACAUCGCUUCGAGACCGUUACUUAUAUGCUGGAGGACCAGACUCAGCAUGAGGAUUUUGCCGGCCAUAAGGGAACCAUUGGACCUGGGGAUUUGCAGUGGAUGACUGCAGGACGUGGGAUUGUGCAUUCGGAGAUGCCGGUGAAGUUGCCGAGGGAGCAGGAGGAUGAGAGGGCCCAUGGGUUGCAGUUGUGGAUUAAUUUGCCAAAAGUGCACAAGAUGUGUGAACCACAGUACCAGGAGCUAUUGGACGCUCAGAUACCACACGCUAGAUCCCAGGAUGGAGUUGUUAUCAAGGUCAUUGCUGGAGACUCCCACGGUGUCAAAUCUCAAAUCUAUACCCGCACCCCGACAAUAUUUCUCGAAUUCAAGGUGGACAAGAACCAAACCGUCACUCAAACCAUCCCGGCAACAUACAACGGAUUCAUUUACGUACUCAGCGACACCGCAUACAUCGGGGGUCCGAACAGUGAGACCGAGGCAAAAGCGCAUCAUACCCUCAUCUUCUCCGAGGAUAGUACCAGCACCGUCGGGAUCCAAACAAAGGAUGAGGCAGCGCAUUUUGUAUUGAUAGCGGGGGAGCUGUUGAGGGAGCCUGUGGUUCAGAUUAGGACGUUUGUGAUGAAUACCCAGGAGGAGGUGUAUGAGACUUAUAGGGAUUAUCGCGAUGGAGUGAAUGGAUUUGAGAGGAGGAGGACGUGGAACUCGGAUGGUGCAAAGUAG